Messenger RNA from Ficedula albicollis (Collared flycatcher), 963 nucleotides. RefSeq names its product protein unc-13 homolog A-like. The coding region runs from base 30 to 806 and encodes 258 amino acids. Gene Ontology annotation, molecular function: diacylglycerol binding; calmodulin binding; syntaxin-1 binding. Gene Ontology annotation, biological process: synaptic transmission, glutamatergic; dense core granule priming; synaptic vesicle priming. Gene Ontology annotation, cellular component: synaptic vesicle membrane; neuromuscular junction; terminal bouton. The transcript is spliced from 9 exons. The record is from RefSeq and is a predicted model, not a curated record. NCBI's taxonomy places the organism in Eukaryota, Metazoa, Chordata, Aves, Passeriformes, Muscicapidae.
CCCGCCCCUCAAAGCUGCCCCGCGGGGCAAUGAGGCACAAGAAACUUCUCCUCUGCCCGCCCAGCCGUCAGUCCCAGAGAAGGUCAGGUCCGCCCGAGAUUCUUGUGAGAAGCGGAGCGGAACGGGCUGUGCCGUGCACAGUGAAAAAAGGGAGGUUGGAUAAAACAACUGACACAUCCAAAACAUACAUUGUUUUAAAAGUCCAAAAUUUAAAAAGCACUACAGUAGAUAGAAGAGGAAGGGAGCCUUGCUGGGAACAAGACUUCAUGUUUGAAAUCAGUGCUGAUGGAAAGGGCUUCAUUGUAGAACUGUGGAAGAAAGGCUUGCUCUGGGAUAGCAUUUUAGGAGUUUUAUGGAUUCCCCUUGCCACUGUGGAAUAUGCAACAGAUGAAGGACCAGGUUCCUGGUGGAGAUUGCAUUCUGAAGUAAUAAAAAAUGGAAGUGAGAUUCAAGGCACAAAAACACCAACUUCUCAUGAGAUCUUAUUAGAUAUCUACUUUGUAUUACCAUUUGAUACCCACACAGAUCUAGAUUGCAGAGGUUGGCACAGAGAGACAUCCCUCCAAUGUACAAGACAUUCACAUCAAGAUACAAAUGACAGCCAGUCAUCCAUGGAAAAUGGGCUCUGCAUACAAGAAAGCAAACUCAGGGGAAAUACAGACCAAAGUAAUGGAGGUAAUUUUGCAAAAGCAAGAUGGGCCAGGGCUAUUCAGAAGACACUUCAAGAAGCCAUGUGUAACAGAAUGAGAUUUCGCAAGAUAUACGAAACGUCUUCAGGAUUUUGUUUUGAACAAGCAGAUGUGUGAUUUUUCAUUUUUCUGUCACAUUAUUCCAGAGCAUCAGUAGUUUUUAUGGCUAUAGUCUCCAUUGAAACAUUUGCCAAUGAUCCUUUUGGAGAUACAGAUACUUCUCUGGAUCAAAAAUUGUGUUUUAUGGGAACAGUUUAAAAUAAAUUACACUCCA